GCGGGCCGGCCGCACUUAUUGCAGGCGAGCGGCGGAGCUGGCGCGGAGCGUUACCGGCCGGCAGCGCACGGCCGCCAUGGGGCGGUACUCGGGCAAGACGUGCCGCCUCAUCUUCAUGCUGGUGCUCACCGUCGGCUUCUUCGUGGCCGAGCUGGUGUCCGGAUACCUGGGCAACUCCAUCGCGCUGGUGUCCGACUCCUUCAACAUGCUCUCGGAUCUCAUCUCCCUCUGCGUGGGGCUCUCCACCGGGCGCAUUGCCCGCCGCAGCCGCCGCGGUCCCCGCGCCACCUACGGCUACAGCCGCGCCGAGGCGGUGGGAGCGCUCAGCAACGCCGUCUUCCUCACCGCCCUCUGCUUCACCAUCCUCGUGGACUCCGUCCUGCGCCUCGCCCGGCCCGAGCCCAUCGACGACGCCCAGCUGGUGCUCAUCGUCGGCACCCUCGGCCUCGCCGUCAACGUCGUGGGGCUCCUCGUCUUCCAGGACUGGGGCGCCUGCUGUCGUAGGCGACGCCCGUCCCCCACUCCGCCCGCGGCCGCCGCGCUGCGGGACGUGCCCGGUGGCAUCCCGAACGGCGAGGAAGAUGAAGCAGGUGAUUCACCAAACGACCAAAAGAGCCCUGAAGAGGGGUUUGAGCAGAAAAAAGAGAAAAAGUCUGAAGCUUUGAACAUCAGAGGUGUUCUUUUGCAUGUUAUGGGAGAUGCACUUGGAUCUGUGGUCGUGGUAGUUACUGCUACUAUCUUCUAUGUACGUCCUCUGGAGGAUGCUACGUGUAAUUGGCAGUGCUACAUUGAUCCAAGCCUGACAAUAGUUAUGGUGGUCAUCAUCUUGUCUUCUGCAUUCCCACUUAUAAAGGAGACCUCAACUAUUUUGUUGCAGAUGGUCCCCAAAGGUGUUGAUAUGCAACUACUGACUGGCAGACUAGCUUGUGUCCCAGGGGUGAGCAGCCUCCAUGAGGUGCACGUCUGGGAGCUUGCAAGUGGGAGGAACAUCGCCACUCUUCAUAUCAAGUGCCAAACCCCUUCUGAUUACCAAGGUGCUGCUUACCAAAUACGGAAGGUUUUCCACGAGGCAGGAGUCCAUUCCGUGACCAUCCAGCCCGAGUAUGCCAACCACAAGACCUCACAUCUACUGUGCAGCUCACCCUGCAUCUCAAAAGCCUGUGACUCUCAUCUGUGCUGCAGCCAGAGGGAGCCCCCCCGGGCUGAAACGAAUGGCUACGUGGAGAAAAGUGAAAGCUCCCUUUCUGCACAGCACAAAGACAAUGGUUCAAGGAAAAGUGACAUUGAAAUCCCUAUGGAGGACCCAGUGACAGAGGAGAGUGUGAAAAGCAUGAAAAAUAGUGAUGUGUCUGAUGACAAAUCACAGUCGGGUAGUACACGAUUUUAGGCAACUAGCUCUGCUCUGUGUCGUGCUCUUAUGGAGCAAACAUAUCCUGGCUGGGAAGGGGGGCAUCAGUGGUUGUAGCUGAAGUUGGUGUGGCAAAAGAUUUCUGUGCUUUAGCUGUAAACCAAAAUACGCCUAAGACCCCCUUGUACCUGAAAUAAGGAUUAAGAUUUCCACCGAGGCCGUUGCAUUCAUGUGAUUUUUGUGAUGCAACCGUACCCAGUUCUUUACCAAACUAAGGCUGAAUUCCUACUGUUAGAGUGGAUGGGGUAUGUCGCUCUCUGUCUGCACUGAUGUUUGCAGUUCAUGGCCAGUAGCACUGGGAAAGAACCUCUGGCCUUGCCUGCUGGAGCGAGCUGUUUCUUGAAAGCCCUGUGGCCAGUUAAUGAUUGAACUGGGCUGAGGUACUGUAUAUUUAUAAAGGACUUCAGUAGAGAUGCUUUACUGAGCCUUAGACCCCAUUUUUGCAUGGACAGUUCAUUUUUAACAGUAACAAUUAUGGCCAGUGGAGUUUGUGAAUGAAAUUAAGAGUGUCUAAGGGGAAGCACUCAGGAAUUUUGACUUGUGUUAUUUUCUUGAUUGACUCCUGUAUUUAGGAGCAGAGCAGAAGCUGGUCUUGCUUCUCUACAAGUAAUACUGGAGUCCCAGCCUAAUCACAGAUGAGUGUGCUAAGGAAUAGACUGCUUGUCAUGAAAGUAAAUAAGUACCUACUAAUGUUGUCUGUACUGAUUCUAACAAAUGGAAAUGCAGGCAGUCAUCCAAUUAACUUUUAUCUUUUUCACUGUUGUGAUUGUUCAACUCAGUCUUUUAAAAUUCUUAUUAGCCUUCUCCUGAUAACACAAGUUCUAAGAGCCAUGGUCUUAUUUCAUCAUUGUGCAGGAUAGUUGCAUUAUUUUUAACAAUGAGUCUGUCAUUAUUCAUGCUGAAUAAAUAAGCUAAUGUGUUUAUUACAAACAGUUGAAAUUCUGCAAUUCUAUUAUUAAGGCAUAAUUUAAUAUUGUAUUAAUUAAGGAAGCACCUUUAAAGUCUUGUAUGCAGUAUUAUCACUUAGAAGGAGCUUGGAAGAAAUUAAACCAGGAAAUUUUUCCUGAUUUAGUCUCAAUCAUUUUUUGUUGGCUGGUUUUAAAGGUCUUGAUGCCUUGAACCCUACCCUCUGCCUUGGCCCUCCUCCCCCUGCCCAAACGUGUAUCUCAAAGUGUAUUUAGUGGAGCAGUUCUCUACCUUUUUUACUCCUUGCUCUUUUUGAAGGUAUGUGAGGGUGCUCUAAGGAAAACAAGGUGAUGAGCCCUGUCACCAGUGCUGGAUUUCAGUCAAGUGUGUUCCACAGUUUUCUGUGAGGGGAAACCCACUACUCAAUCCACACUGAGUCUAGUGCUUGGUCUCCCUGGCUAUGCAGAUCAAAUCCAGAAGACUGCAAAUAUAUUUUACUGACAAAAGCAGCCUUCCAAUGGUCUGUGUGGCCUGGACAGGCUAUUUUAUCAAUUUUUUCAUAGGGACACCUUUGUAAAAUAGUGGUGUCUUUACCCUAGUGACAUCUUAACAGAAAGGGCAAAUUGAUUUCCUGCCUGGGCUGGGAAAAUACCAGGACCUCCUUGUAAGGAUGGCUUAAAAGCAGCCAACUCCUAUUAAUAAAAGAUGAUUGCAAUAAUUCAAUGAAUAUUGAAACACACAGCAGGAUAUUUUACUGCUUGGAAUGUAGUAUUUACUGAAGUAGUGAUUUCAGUCUAACUAGAACAUUUCUAGAAUUAUAAUUGCCCCUUUAAAACUGAUUUUUGGAUGAAUUAAGAUAUUUUAUACCAUUUCAUUGUAAGUUUGUAUCAUAUAAAUUCACCUAUUUGUUAAUAUGAUUAAGAGCUUGAUCCUCCAGCCUCUUUGAUUCCGUUGACAGAACCAGGAUCUUGGCAGUUAUUGCACGAGUUAAUGCAAAUCAGGAAACAUUGUAAGAAUUGCUCUGUCUUUUAAAAGCGUGUGCCAUGAAGUAAGACAGCCCUUUCUUCUGUUCUUUUUUUUUUUUACCCUCUUUAUUUUCAUCUACGAUGAUGCUUAGAUGUAAAUAACAAAUGUAUUUAUUGUGUUUUUGAGAACUGGAAUAGAAUAUCUCCCAAAAUAACAACAGAGAACUUUCUUCCCAGAUAUCCUCUAAAACAAGCACCCUUUCAUAAUUUAUUUGUAUCUUAAAUCAGGUUGUUUGAUUUAUAUAUAUAUAUAUACAUAUUUUAUUAAAUGGUUGAGAGCUGGAAUUGCAGCAUUUACUCUGGGAUUAAAUAAAACUAGUAUAUGUGAUGUUUGGGCAUUUGUCAAAAUCGACAAUUUUUAUUCUUCCAGUGUUAAAACUGUGGCUAUGUAUUUUUUAAAACUUUUAAAAGUGUUGUAACCUGAAAAUACAAUGAAAUAACAUUCUUAAACUUUG
Vidua macroura (Pin-tailed whydah) is the source of this 3794-nucleotide messenger RNA. RefSeq names its product solute carrier family 30 member 10 (gene SLC30A10). Lineage: Eukaryota; Metazoa; Chordata; Aves; Passeriformes; Viduidae. The record is from RefSeq and is a predicted model, not a curated record. Gene Ontology annotation, cellular component: membrane. Bases 77 to 1387 code for a protein of 436 amino acids. Gene Ontology annotation, molecular function: zinc ion transmembrane transporter activity. The transcript has 4 exons. Gene Ontology annotation, biological process: manganese ion transport; detoxification of zinc ion; zinc ion transmembrane transport.